GGGGGGAACAUCCCACACGCCUAGAGAGACACACAGGAUCGGUGGAUUUCGUUCAACGUGUGCGCUGGAUCAAGCCAAAUUUGGCCAGAUUUCGAAACAGCUCGCUGCAUUCUUCAUUGCAUCAUGUUCCGUUGCCUCCGCCCAGCUUCCUUGAACAUGGCGUUGAUUCCUGGGAUGCACCUGUCGACGGCCAAGAGCCUCGACCGCCUAAGGGCGAGGAGCAACAAGAACUCAUCGAAAGACUGGGCCAGGCUGGUCAGCGCAUCGACGACGGCCACUUGCGAAGGCUUCGGGUCCAUGAUGGUUGACUUCCGUGGGUCGGUUUGUGACGAGGACCUCGAUUCUAAAUCGUCGGAUGAUGACGAGGCCCUGGAGCUCGAUGGGUCGGAUGAAGACGAGGCCCUCGAGCCCAACGCGGUGGACCGCUGCGAUACCUCGCCGCUCGACAGCAUGCUGUGGAGGACGCGGCGCGGCUCCGCCACCCUGCGGGAGGCGACCCACGGCCUCGCCUUCGGGCAGGGGGCGACCGAGGCCUGGGAUCCUGGCGCGGUGGACCGCUGCGGGCCCGACUCGCCACUCGGGGAGAUGCUGCUGACGGUGAAGCGCCGGAGCGCUUUCGCCUGCGGCUUCGGGCCUCUGCGUGAGACGCGCGCGCCGGAUUCGCCAUUCUGCGGCGUGUGCAGCCGCGGGCGCGUCGCGGGACCAUCCUUGUCUGAGGCGUCGGGCCUCUCGCCGUGAGCGCGCCCGCGUUCCUCGUGGGCCACGCGGCACUUCGGGGUCCGCACCUGCUGAGUCUACGGCAACUGGCGACUGGCGAACAUGCUUCUCGCCAGUUCCCGGAUCGGAGGCUUCUGCUUCGUUGGAACGGAUCUGUCUUGUGCCAACCGCGCACGGGCAGCACUCUUUUUGAAGGGCCGGCCGAAAGGGCCAUUGGCGAGGCAGCCUGCGGCGGGCUGGGCGGGCGGCGGCGCCUGCGUUUCCCAGCGCCAUGUUGUACGGCCGUCAGCGUUUGAAGUUUUAGACGUUUCGCGUAACCCCACCAGCCAUCCCGACUUCUGGCGCCUUCGACGGGCCUGCAUCUUUGCACGCUGGCAGUUCCACUGAGUUUCAGUUUCUCCUGCCACCCACCUUCCGCUGGGCCGCUGCGUGAGGCCUCGGCUUGCCGCGUUAGCUGUAGCCUUGCACGCCGCCUCUGCCUAAUUAGUCUCUGCGUAGCCCGCUUUGACCUGACUCGCCGCUGGCGCGCUCGCCCGCGGCCGCUGACUAAAAAAGUGGUUGCUCACGCCCUAAAGGGCUGGUGGGAUUUCUUUCUCGGGAAAUUCCGCCUCCCCACCCGACGUUCCUCGCCCAGCUUUGGUACUUCGCUCUUCCCUUUUGCUCUCAUCCUCGUCCUCCGUUUCACUCGGGCAAGUGACGAUUAGUCGCCUAGAGGGCGAGUUCGAUCAGGGAUGGACGCCCCGAUCGGGGGUGAUUUUUAAUGGCUGCAGCAGCGUUCGGUGCUUGUCCAUCGGGGGACUAGGCCGCCUCAACCGAAGGUCCUCGCCCAGCUUCGCUCAUCAUUCUCGUCCUCUUCCCCAUUCCUUGUCAUUUCCAGUCGUAUCUAUGCGCCCUGAGCGUUGCUUUUGCAGGUGCCAGGUGGGCCAGGGAGGGGCACUGUAGGGCCGCCCCGCAUGCGGUCUCAAGCUCGAGCACCUCGAUCAAUUCUACUCUGCGCGUCUGAAGGGCGGCUUUUGUGCUGCUGGCUCUCAGGCUUGUGAACUGUCGCCGGGCGAAUGCCGCGCGUGGGGAUCCUGUCUCGCUUGGUGCAGGGUGCCCUAUGGGACACCACGAGGGUUGCACCUGCUGUGUCUGACCGCGGCGCGAACCUGCGUCCAAGUUUCUGUCGGCAGCUCCCAGCUCGGAGGCUCGUUAUUCCCCCUCAGGGAUGCUUCUUGGGUGGGUGUCCGGGUUCUGAAGAGCCCCUUGAGAGCCACAAGCCGUUGACCUCGCGGAGCUGCAUGAGUCUUGAGGCACUCCACUGCGUGCCGAGGGCACGGUGGCGCAUGUGCGCGAGUGCCGAUUUCUUGCGCGACAUUGCGAUGCGCGUGUGCGCUUUCGGAGUUCGUGCAGGGCUCGAUGCCCUGACCAGGGGUACGUAUUGCCGCUCUUGACGGCAUUCGGUAGUUAUCUAUCGGGAGUUUUGGCCGCCCCACCCGAAGGUCCUCGCCCAGCUUCGCUCAUCAUCCUCGCUCGCUUCUUCAUUAU
Messenger RNA from Prorocentrum cordatum, 2244 nucleotides. Lineage: Eukaryota; Dinophyceae; Prorocentrales; Prorocentraceae. The record is from the annotation of a GenBank genome assembly.